UAUAUAUACAUGUCUACAGAAAGAGAAAGAGAUCCAUUGGUUAUUGGACAAGUAAUUGGAGAUGUGGUUGAUCCAUUUGUUAAGAGUGUGAAUUUAAGACUAGUUUAUGGUACAAAAGAGAUCACUAAUGGAUCUGGAUUUAGAAAUUCAGCUGUUGUUAAUCAACCUUCAGUUGACAUCAGAGGAAAUGAUGGCAACUCUCUUUACACUCUAGUGAUGGUUGAUGCUGAUGCACCAAGCCCAAAUAAUCCUUAUCAAAAAGAGUAUCUCCAUUGGUUGGUGACUGAUAUCCCAGAAUCAAGAGAUGUAAGUUUUGGAAAUGAAAUUGUAUGCUACGAGAGCCCAAAGCCGUCGGCCGGCAUUCAUCGUAUUGUGUUUGUGUUGUUCCAACAAAAAGUUCAGCAAACUGUGCAUGUGCCCGGAUGGCGUCCAAACUUUAACACUAGAGAUUUUAUGGCAUUUUACAACCUCGGACCGCCCGCCGCCGUGCUGUUCUUUAACUGUCAAAGAGAGCAUGGUUGCGGAGGUAGACGAUACUGCGAAUGAGGAGGUUAUCUAUUACAUGCACACAUCAUUUCCCUUAUGGCUUCUACUGCUGAAAAAAAAACAGAGCAUUAAUACAUAAAAUAUUCAAAAUCUACAUUUAAGAUUAAUUAUCUGCAGAAACAGACAUGUGAAACUGAUAUGAAAGUAUGAUAAUUCUGUGAUUUUAGACUGUUGUUUUCUUCACAGAUAACAACUUGAUCAGUAGAAGCAAGAGUAUCGAUGUCU
Dioscorea cayenensis subsp. rotundata (Guinea yam) is the source of this 771-nucleotide messenger RNA. Its product is annotated as protein FLOWERING LOCUS T-like. The coding region runs from base 10 to 546 and encodes 178 amino acids. NCBI's taxonomy places the organism in Eukaryota, Viridiplantae, Streptophyta, Magnoliopsida, Dioscoreales, Dioscoreaceae. The transcript has 5 exons. The record is from RefSeq and is a predicted model, not a curated record.